AUGGUCUCUCGGGUGCGUGUCGACCUUGUCGACCUUUACGACGGUUGUCCCGUGAGGGUCUUCUCGUCCGACAAACCUCUGCCGCCCCAACCCGCCCAGAAGCCGACAGAAACUACCGACCAGCCUUCCACCGUCCCAACGCAACCCUCGUCCCAGUCAAAGGAGCCGACGGUGAUCGACACGACGCAGCCCCCGCCAUAUUCGGCUGCUGCGGAAGGAGUGCAGUCGUCCAGGCCGGACGACGCAUUUCCACCGGAGAAUCCGCGUGCGCGAAAGGUGCUGAACGGGAAAGUGGUGGGCGAGGAGAAGGUGGAUAAGGGGCUCGUUGAUGUGGGAUGGGAAAAACCUGCAGGGGGACAACUCGUCAGCGGGCUGGAUAACGAGAACCUGUGGGCGCUGAUUAGAAGGUUCAAUCAGCAACUUUACCACGUCAGAGCAGUAGAAGGCCCGCUUCCUGGCGGCUUGGACCUGUGGCCGGCAGAUGAGGAAGAGUUUGCACCCGAGAAACUGCGCAGUCAGAUUGAGCGUGUGUAUGCCACGGUGGUCAUCGGUCUCGCAGCAUUUGCAAAGCACAUCGCGCGACUACGUUCGUGGAACGAGCGCAAUCGAACUAUUGCCUGGUUGGUGGGUUACUGCGUCGCCUGGGCACUGAACAUCAUCUUCCCCGCCUUCCUGACCCUCAUCCUGACCCUCAUCCUUUCUCCCCCCGCGCGUGCGUUCCUCUUCCCCCCUGCGCCUCUCGCAGCAGUGUCCGCCUCGACGGGGACGCUGCAGCAACCGCGCUCCGGGCAACUGGACAGCAAGGACUCGCUGACGGGCGCGCCGGAGCGGUACCGCGGCGAGGCCGUUGAGCACGAGGCGUCGAACUUUGUCACGAGUCUCGCGGGGCUGGCGGCGGGAACGGCCAUCGGGAAGGGCCCGGAGGAGGCGCGGUCGGAUAGGAAGGCUGACGAGGGCGUUGUGGAUAACGAGGCGCUGCCCGGCGCGGAUAAGGAACUUGGGCGGGGCGUGCCGGAUGUGGGCGAGAUGAUCGUGGGCGCGGGGGAGUUGAAGGAGGUGAGCAGCGGGAAUAAGCCGAAGGGGGAGGUGGAUAGCACGAAGGAGCCGGUGAAUCAGGCGAUGUGGGAGAAGACGCGCCCGGCGAUGAGAGCGGUUGCGGGUAUUGCGGAUGUUUGGGAGAUGUUUGCAAAUGCCUUGUCGCCCACUCCGCCGUUUGGGCACGCUGUCAGGUUUAGGCUUGCGGGGAUGAUUGCCCCGCUCGUGUUGGGAUCGUUGUUCCUGGACGAGAGGAUGGUGUAUCGUGGCACUACAUUUAUACUUGGGAUUGCAUUCUUCGGCCAGCUCGUCCUCGUCAGAGGCAUGGAAUGGUUCGUGAGGAAGGUUCCCAACUGGAGGUGGUAUCUUGAGCCGCGCAACACCUUCCUGAAAGGAGCGCCGACAAAUGCCCAGCUUACGCUUACUCUCCUAAGGAUUGCUGAAGCCCACAAGGCGCCACUGCCCCCUCCGCCAUCGCGCGAUGCGCACGAGCCUCCUCCGGAACGCCCGACGACCCCGUUAUCGAAGGAUGACAUGCCCAUGGAAGUCUCUCAAGCCGAGCUCGACUCCAUCCAGCACCCAGACUUGCAGAAGCAGGCAGAGAAAGAGGCGCAGAGGGAGGAAAAGCCCAAGAAGCAGCACCGGCUCCUGAACUUCAUCAGGGGCACCGCGCGAACGGGCGUGAGCACGAUCAUGGGCGUGGACCAGGUGCGCGCGAAGACGAUCGGGGACGAGCACGCGAAGCGCCGGCUGGGGGUGCUGCACGGGCACGACCACAAGUCCGAGCACUCGGAGGGCCCGACAGCGUUCAACUGCCGGUACGAGGGGAAGAAGGGCGUGGUGAUCAUCAGCACGCAGGCGACGAGCCCGUGCGUGUCGUUCGAGCCGGCGGGGAAGGACGACCCAAAGUGGAGCGUCGCGAUUAGCGAUAUCAGGGAGCUGAAGAAGGUGGGCGGCUUGGGGGCGAAGGGGAGGCUGGUCGUUGGGUAUGCGCUAGGGAUGGAGAUUGUGGAUGGGCUGGAGAUUGUGGACCGCGAGGGGAAGGCGAGACUGUGUACGGCGGUGGAGAAGAGGGAGGAGUUGUUUAACCGACUGGUUGCGCUGGAUGGUCAGAAGUGGGAGUGCUUGUGA
Molecule: messenger RNA, 2166 nt
Organism: Gloeophyllum trabeum ATCC 11539
Lineage: Eukaryota; Fungi; Basidiomycota; Agaricomycetes; Gloeophyllales; Gloeophyllaceae
Exons: 6
Coding region: 1-2166 (721 amino acids)
Source: RefSeq, a predicted model, not a curated record